Linderina pennispora is the source of this 475-nucleotide messenger RNA. RefSeq lists its product as uncharacterized. The record is from RefSeq and is a predicted model, not a curated record. Bases 175 to 426 code for a protein of 83 amino acids. The transcript has a single exon. Lineage: Eukaryota; Fungi; Kickxellomycota; Kickxellomycetes; Kickxellales; Kickxellaceae.
GACUGGUCCGAAACCUCGCUAGUUACUAUGCGUUUUAUGCGGGUGAGGAGCGGUAUGAUGACGAUGGCGAAUUUGAUUAUAAAGGAGUCGGCGCAAGUGCCAGUAUGAUUUGUUUACACCCCUAGGCUUGACGACAUCUUUAUAUGCAGGAUCAUCGACGAUACUGUAUAUCUCAUGUGCGAUGGCGAAUAUCUCUGCUACCUGAGCAGCGAAUGCCCAGGGAUAUCAACCAAGCCAGAGCUUCCUGAAAAGCAUGAGAGGUUACAUAUGGAAUUCGACGGAAAUGCGCUUAUUUUCUCGCGGUGGAGCGAAUUUGGAUAUGCCUAUGAAGACUGGGUUGAUCAUAGAGGCUACACAUCAUUUCCAUGUGUAGAUGAGGAAGAAUAUUACAAUGCUCGUAUGAAACUAUACAUUGUCAAAGAUUAAGAUAUAAAACAAUCUUUAAUACACCAGUUCUGCUGCAUAAUGGAUGAAG